Suncus etruscus (white-toothed pygmy shrew) is the source of this 1277-nucleotide messenger RNA. It is a transcript of the gene GAL3ST2, whose product is annotated as galactose-3-O-sulfotransferase 2. Bases 1 to 1215 code for a protein of 404 amino acids. The record is from RefSeq and is a predicted model, not a curated record. The transcript has 4 exons. Gene Ontology annotation, molecular function: galactosylceramide sulfotransferase activity. Gene Ontology annotation, cellular component: membrane. NCBI's taxonomy places the organism in Eukaryota, Metazoa, Chordata, Mammalia, Eulipotyphla, Soricidae. Gene Ontology annotation, biological process: glycoprotein biosynthetic process; glycolipid biosynthetic process.
AUGGGUGCGUCCCCUUUAAAGCUGGAGCGGUGCCCCCACAGUUCCCUCUGGAAUGCGAGGUGCUUCUGGGCUGGCCUCCUGGCCCUGACCAUCCUCCUGCUGGCCUGUUUCCUGCAAAUGGACAUGGGACUACUCAUGCCCCUACUCGACGAUGAGGACCAGGGUCUGCCUAUCACCAAUGUCAUGUUCCUCAAGACGCACAAGACAGCCAGCAGCUCGGUACUCAAUGUGCUCUACAGAUUCGCUGAGACACACAACCUGUCUGUGGCCCUACCUGCUGGCUCGAACUACCACCUGGGCUACCCUUAUCUCUUCCUAGCACGCUAUGUGGAGGACACGAAGUCCCACCGGCGCUUCAACAUCAUGUGCAACCACCUGCGCUUUUACCAGUCAGAGGUGCAGAGGGUGAUGCACCAGGACGCUUUCUACUUCACCAUCCUCAGGAACCCCGUGUCCCAGCUCGAAUCCUCCUUCACCUACUAUCACCGAGCCGUGCCGGCCUUUCAGCAGGUGGCCAGCCUGGACGCCUUCCUGGAGGCGCCGCACACCUUCUACAACGCCAGUGCUGGGCUGCUCAACGCACACGCGCGAAACAAUAUGUGGUUCGACUUGGGUUUUGACCCCAAUGGCCCCGCGCAGCAGGAGGGCUACGUGGGGGCGCACCUGGCCGAGGUGGAGCGGCGCUUCCAACUGGUGCUCAUCUCCGAGCACUUCGACGAGUCCAUGGUCCUGCUGCGGCACCUCCUGCGCUGGCGGCUGGACGACGUGGUGUCGUUCCGAGUCAACGCGCGCAGCCGCGGCUCCGUCGCCCGCCUGUCGCCCGAGACCCGCGAGCGUGCGCGGCGCUGGUGCGCGCUCGACUGGCGCCUGUACCAGCACUUCAACCGCACCUUCUGGGCGCGCGCGCUGGCCGAGCUGGGCCCCAAGCGGCUGCGGCGCGACGUGCAGCGGCUCCGGGCGCGCCGGAGCGAGCUCUCAGAGCGGUGCCUGCUCGGAGGCGCAUCCCCGAACUGGACGCAAACAACCGACUGGCACCUGCGCCCCUACCAGUCGGGCGACGCCCACAUCCUGGGCUUCAGCCUCCGGUCCGACCUGGACAACGCCACGCAGCUCCUGUGUCAGAGGAUGGCCAUGCCCGAGCUCCAGUACAUGGCCCAUCUGUACAGCCUGCAGUUUCCGCAAAAACCUCGCAAGCGGGUGGACCUCCUUGUAUAGAGGCCCCUGUUCCAGCUCCACCCUUCCCCUGUCAUUCCUGGGGAUGAGGUGGAGGGACCAAG